AUGGAAAUGCUGCAUUUUAGUCCACAUCCGCGUAAAAAUUAUACCGACCCAAUCAAUCCAAGUAUUAGUAGGAACAAUAGUGAUAAAGUCGAAGUCAUCGGCAAGGUAUUUAGAUGUCAUUUUUUACCAGAAAGUUAAUUGAAAUGAACAUGUGAAACACAUCAAAGACCGCACUCAAUCACGAAUUAGUCUUUUACAGAUUUCUGUCGAGGUCAUCACCGGAAACGAAUCCCAAAAUAAUGACAAAUACAUUAAAAUCUUUAGUAAGACCUCUUUUAACGUAUGGAUCAUCAGCUUUAUUAAAAGCAGAUCAAAAAAUAUGGAAAGCACUAUAAACAUAAAAGAACAAAGGACUUCGAGCUGCAGUAGCGAUUCCAUACUACAUCUCAUCUAUAUCCAUCAACAAACCAAGAUGCUAAAGCUAAAAGACUACUGCAAAAACUCUGACACAACAAGCCCCUAUACGCGCACAAGAUAACAAAGAUGACAUUUCAACAGAAAAUCUACAUGCACUUUUAACAGAUUUGUAAAUACUACUUAAAACUUAGAUUGGGUCGGU
Messenger RNA from Didymodactylos carnosus, 559 nucleotides. The record is from the annotation of a GenBank genome assembly. NCBI's taxonomy places the organism in Eukaryota, Metazoa, Rotifera, Eurotatoria, Philodinida, Philodinidae.